GUAAAUUGUUACGUACUAAAUCAAUAAGACAAGUGUGUUUACCGCUAACAUGGUUUAUAAAUAUGAAUGGUCGGUGGUUCUGUUGUUGCUAUUGUCUAUUGCUACGGACGCCUGGAUCUUCGGCAAAGAGGAUAACAAGACCCCCGGGCAGACGGGGAGUAGUGGGGAUAGGAAGCCCUCUGGAGGGACACAGCCGGGGGAGGCAAGGGACGACAAACAGCCCCCGAACAGGAUCAACAUUAGAUUAGCCUUCCGACAAAUAUUACGCACGUGUAAAUCUGAGCACAACUACCUGUGUGGGUUCGAUCCCCGGCACGAGAUGCAGGAUGCCCGGUACCCCCGCUGUGUGCCCCUGGACCGCCGCUGUGAUGGCACACCAGACUGUCCCCUUGCCGAUGACGAGCUGGGUUGUGAGCCCGCGUGCGGCAAGAACCAGGUACGGUGUCCUGAAGGGGGCUGCGCCACAGCCUGUGAUGGUCUCGCCGAGUGCGCGGACAUCCAGGACGAGAUACACUGUGCGCCACUGUGUCAUGACGGGGAGGUCCGCUGUCCAGACGGCAAAUGCGCGGUCAUCUGUGAUGGCGUCGUGGAAUGUUCCGGUCGGGAGGACGAGGCCAAUUGCACCAGGAAAUAUGGGACGUGUCCGAGCGAGGAGGAGGUUAUCUGUGCCGACCAUUCCCGAUGUGCUCAUGUGUGUAACGGGAUACCAGAGUGCCCAGGCGCGGCCGACGAGAUCAACUGCUUGCCCAAGUGUCCGAGCGAUUUUCACGUGAUCUGCCAUAAUGGCGCAUGCGCACGGCCAUGCGACGGAAAUCAUGAAUGUGAGAACGUGACGUCCCAAGGCUCACCAGACGAGAUUUUCUGCAAGCUUACACCAUGACCAGUUACGUUGGCUCUGAAUCAUCGCCGUUGUUUAAGAUAUACCCGAUAGUGGUUUCUCUGCAGUUUUAGACACUAGUUCAACUUUGUACCUUUACAAACAGCAUUUUUUUUCGAUUUCGAUAU
Mya arenaria is the source of this 1005-nucleotide messenger RNA. RefSeq names its product atrial natriuretic peptide-converting enzyme-like. Gene Ontology annotation, molecular function: protein binding. Lineage: Eukaryota; Metazoa; Mollusca; Bivalvia; Myida; Myidae. The record is from RefSeq and is a predicted model, not a curated record. Gene Ontology annotation, cellular component: plasma membrane. Bases 50 to 880 code for a protein of 276 amino acids. The transcript has 7 exons.